UUAUUACAGUUGUCUGCAAAGUCUAAAGACCUGUUCCAAAUCAAAACGCUACGGUACCUUUUCGUCCGACCCUACAUUCCUGUCAUUUAAGAGAAAUAUGGAUCCAAGCCUGUUGAGAGAACGAGAGCUGUUCAAAAAACGAGCUCUUUCCACUCCUGUAGUAGAAAAACGUUCAGUGUCUUCUGAGUCAUCAUCAUCAUCAUCAAAGAAGAAGAAAGCAAAGCUAGAACAUGGAGGAUCAUCAGGCUCUAAACAAAAUUCUGAUCAUAGCAAUGGAUCAUUUAACUUGAAAGCUCUGUCAGGAAGCUCUGGGUAUAAGUUUGGCGUUCUUGCUAAGAUUGUGAAUUACAUGAAGACACGGCAUCAGCGAGGAGAUACACAUCCUCUCACUUUAGAAGAAAUUUUGGAUGAAACACAACAUUUAGAUAUAGGACUCAAGCAGAAACAAUGGCUAAUGACUGAGGCAUUAGUCAAUAAUCCGAAAAUUGAAGUGAUAGAUGGGAAGUAUGCCUUCAAGCCCAAAUACAACUUGAAAGAUAAGAAAGCCCUACUUAGGCUGUUAGAUAAGCAUGACCAGCGAGGCUUAGGAGGAAUUCUUUUAGAAGACAUAGAGGAAGGACUACCCAAUUCCCAGAAAGCUAUCAAGGCUUUGGGGGACCAGAUACUAUUUGUAAAUCGUCCUGAUAAAAAGAAAAUUCUUUUCUUCAAUGAUAAGAGCUGUCAGUUUUCUGUGGAUGAAGAGUUUCAGAAACUUUGGAGGAGUGUCACCGUGGAUUCAAUGGAUGAGGAGAAAAUUGAAGAAUAUCUGAAGCGACAGGGUAUUUCUUCCAUGCAGGAAUCUGGACCAAAGAAAGUGGCCCCUAUUCAGAGAAGGAAAAAACCUGCUUCACAGAAAAAGCGACGGUUUAAGACCCACAAUGAACAUCUGGCUGGAGUGCUGAAGGACUACUCGGACAUUGCUCCUAGCAAAUAGCCAACAGUUUUAUUUGUGAGCAAAGAGUUCAGUACCAUGUCAAGGUCUUUCUUGUUGAUGCUGGGCUCUGAAGACUGUCUUCCCAUUCUAUUUCUUAGGACUGAGGAGAGGAGCAGUUCAGUUUACAGAACAAGAGCAAAUUACCAAACUCCAAGCGUAUUUUAAUUGAAUGGGCUAAUGUGAUAUUCCCUGUUAACCUUCUGUUACUUCCGGGGAAAGGCGCUUAGCAUGGCAUGCAAGUGUCUUUGCUACUUAUCUCUCUUUCUAAGUGGUUCCUGGUUCCAUUUUUCUUCCUUUCUUCCUUUCGAACAAGUUUGCAGAUAGUCUUGAAUGCAAUUUUGUUUGUUCCGAAAGGACAUAUUUAUAAUAAAAUCACUGUAGAAGGAACUCGAA
This is a messenger RNA of Felis catus (domestic cat), 1366 nucleotides long. It is a transcript of the gene GTF2E2, whose product is annotated as general transcription factor IIE subunit 2. NCBI's taxonomy places the organism in Eukaryota, Metazoa, Chordata, Mammalia, Carnivora, Felidae. Bases 98 to 973 code for a protein of 291 amino acids. Gene Ontology annotation, cellular component: transcription factor TFIIE complex. Gene Ontology annotation, biological process: transcription initiation at RNA polymerase II promoter. The transcript is spliced from 8 exons. The record is from RefSeq and is a predicted model, not a curated record.